GUUUGAAAUUUCAAGGGCCUGCUUUUUAGCUUGACUUUGGACCAAGCUAGGAAAAAGGAUUUGCUUAUACUUUCAGCCCUGCACAGAGGUGAACUUGAACAAGGGCUCUUGCUUUUGCAGAAGAAAAGCAACAAAGAUGGCUGGUCAGUGUAAGGAUGACCUCUCCCUGGUUCUAGAAAAUAAACAGCCAAUGGUUUGUUUCAUUUGAGAAACAAGAGUUUAAAAACUCCUCCGUUGUCACAUACAACCCCCCCCCCCCACCUUUGACUCGUUUCUUGGCAUGCUGCUACCUCUGACCUCAGGAUCCUUGUGUCUUCUCCUUGGUGGAGUGAUGAGGACUUCCCCUGCGGUGUUUUACUGGAUGACUUUUCGUGGUCGUGGUGAAAAUUUAGAAUUUUUCCAUGCUCUUGUUAUUUUUGGGGUCAGUUGUGUCUUCUCUCUGGUGAUGUAAAGCGAAGUGGCUUUGUGGGUCCGUGGGAGCCCUAGUUCACCCAAGGUCUUGCUGUAUGACCUUGGGCAAAUCACUUUUUCCUUCUGAGCCUCAGUUUUUGAGAGCUUUGGAUCUGAAGAAGGAUAAUAAUAAAUAGGUUUCAUCUCUGAUUCUGACUUCAAGGGAUUGGCUGUAGCUGCCUAGAGCACCGUGUUGAGAAGGAUUCUGAGGUCACAUCCGGAUGCCCCGGUUCUGGAGAGAGGGGUGCAGUGUGCAUCACAGGGCGAGGGCUACACCUCUUAUUCACCAUACUCAGGGCUAGGUUGUGGAUCGUGACCACUGAAAAAUCAGUUUAGUGGCUCACAGUGUCAAAAAAGAAAAAAGAACGGAAUAGAACACAGAAGGACACAAAAUAGAGGCACAGUACAGUAUGGAAGGUAAGUGUUGUCUCAUGAAACUUUUGUUUUAUUUCCAUUCGCCGAUCCGUGUGCACGAUACAUGUAAUUCCUACCGUGAGCCACUGUUAAAGGAGUUGGCAAUACUGGACUCAUGACCCACCUUGAUGUGCUGCAAAUACCCCGAACUUUCCCACUUAGACUCUUCUUUUCUCACUUAUUAUCCCAGCGGACUUGGACGUGAACCCUGUGGAGUAGGUGUCCUGUGCCGCAUGGUUUGUCUCCUGGCUGAUCCGGCCUUCUGGGCCACCUGGGAAGAAGUCUCAGCUGCGUGGUGGUCAGGCACGCACCCCAGCUUGUUGGCCUUGGAGAAGCCUAGAAAGACAGGUGCUAGAGUGGAGGCAGCAUCUCUGCCGCCUUCUCUUGCCGGAAAGGAGAUUUUUAAAGAAGCCUGGAGUACCUGUCUUGGUGGGAGAGCGAGCAGCCACACUUACUUUUUCUCCCUCAUUUUACUUCAAAUUGCCAUAGGAGUUUUUCUGGUCUUAAGCCUUUGUGUUUGCGCUGUAUUUAAAUUUUAACGGGACUCUGCGAGAGUGUGUAUUUUGGUGUGUGCGCUUCCUAAAAACUCCCGAAUUGCUUUUUGUCUCCUCAUCUGUUAUAAGUGUCAGACCGGCACUGUCCAGUGGAAAUAGAAUUUGAGUCACAAAUGUGAGCCACACACACAAUGUUAAGCUUUCUGGUGACACCUAAAGAAAGUAAACAGGUGGAAUUGAUUUUAAUAAUAUAAUUUAUUUAACCCAGUAUAUCCACAACAUGCCAUCCUUUUCAGUAUCUCAUUCAUAUAAAGAAUUGCUACCGUGAUAUUUUAUAUUCUUUGGGAGCUAGUAAGUGUUUUCUAACUAGCCACACUUCAUGUGCUCAGUAGCCACAUGUGGCUCGUGGCUUCCGUUUUGGACAGCACAGGGUGAGACCAGUGUUCCAUCUAGUCGUUACGGGGUGGCCUCGGAAGGUUAGUGACACAUCUCUCAAAGCUCUUGGUUUUGUUGGUGGGACUUCCUUCCUGAGCCCUCGAUGCUCUGUGGUGGUUCAGCCUGUAGUGGUGAAGAGUUCCACCGUUGAACCUCUUCUGGCUGCAGUGGUCCACACCCCUUCUUUAUUUGUCCCCGAGCAUUCUUCUGCCAGGAUCAGGCCGGCACGCUUUAGUUCAGCGUGACAAAUGAUGGCUGGAAACCCCGGGAUGAUGUGUCUCAGCAUGUGUGCCCUUGAAGUCGAGAAGCGCAGAUGCAGGAGGCUGACGGAGCCAGUGCAGCUGGAAGGAAAAGCACCGCGAGCAGGGAGCGCUUGAAGCGCAGCCAGAAGAGCACCAAGGUGGAGGGGCCAGAGCCCGCGCCGGCCGAGGCCUCGCUGAGUGCCGAGCAGGGAACGAUGACGGAGGUGAAGGUGAAGACGGAGCUACCCGACGACUACAUCCAGGAGGUGAUCUGGCAGGGGGAGGCCAAGGAGGAGAAGAAGGCGGUCAGCAAGGACGGGACAGGCGACGUGCCCGCUGAGAUCUGCGUGGUGAUUGGUGGUGUCCGCAACCAGCAGACCCUUGAUGGAAAAGCACCCGAAAGCAGCCCCCACAGUGGAUCUGUGCGAAGCCGCUAUUCAGGGACCUGGAUUUUUGACCAAGCGUUGAGAUAUGCAUCUGGAUCCUAUGAGUGUGGAAUCUGUGGCAAGAAAUACAAGUAUUACAACUGUUUCCAGACCCACGUCCGGGCGCACCGAGACACCGAAGCCACCUCCGGGGAGGGAGCCUCCCAAGGCAAUAAUUUCAGGUACACGUGUGACAUCUGUGGGAAGAAGUACAAGUACUAUAGCUGUUUCCAGGAGCACCGGGACCUGCACGCCGUGGAUGUGUUUAGUGUGGAAGGGGCCCCUGAGAAUCGGGCAGACCCCUUUGACCAAGGUGUUGUGGCCACUGACGAGGUGAAGGAGGAACCCCCGGAACCAUUCCAGAAAAUUGGGCCAAUGAACAAUAUUACAUCAGAAAUUUUUAAGAAGAAAGAAGUUAGGCAGUGCCAAAAGAGAGAAACUGGCAAUUACACCUGUGAAUUCUGCGGAAAGCAGUACAAGUACUACACACCCUACCAGGAGCACGUGGCCUUACACGCCCCCAUCAGUACUGCCCCCGGGUGGGAGCCACCGGACGAUCCAGACACGGGCUCUGAGUGUUCGCAUCCGGAGGUCUCCCCGUCUCCGCGCUUCGUGGCAGCCAAGACCCAGACGAACCAGUCGGGGAAAAAAGCUCCGGCCUCCGUGGUCCGAUGCGCCACGCUCUUACACCGCACCCCUCCAGCCACCCAAACCCAGACGUUCCGCACUCCAAACUCGGGAUCUCCGGCAAGCAAGGCAACCGCAGCAGAAAGCGCUUUCAGUCGGAGAGUAGAAGGCAAAGCACAAAACCACUUUGAAGAGACAAAUAGCAGUUCCCAAAACUCCAGCGAAACUGCAAGUCCCCUGAUUUCCAAUCCUUUCCCUCUCCUACAGAAACCGUACACCUGCGGCGCCUGUGGGAUCCAGUUCCAGUUCUACAACAACCUGCUGGAGCACAUGCAGUCCCACGCAGCGGACAACGAGAACAACAUUGCCUCCAACCAGUCCCGAUCGCCGCCUGCUGUUGUAGAAGAGAAGUGGAAACCCCAGGCCCAGAGGAACAGCACCAACAACACCACGACCAGUGGUUUAACACCCAACAGCAUGAUCCCCGAGAAGGAGCGGCAGAAUAUUGCAGAGCGGCUGCUGCGGGUCAUGUGCGCCGACCUUGGCGCGCUGAGCGUGGUGAGCGGGAAGGAGUUCCUGAAGCUGGCCCAGACGCUGGUGGACAGCGGCGCCCGCUACGGGGCCUUCUCCGUCACGGAGAUCCUGGGCAACUUCAACACGCUGGCGCUGAAGCACCUGCCGCGUAUGUACAACCAGGUGAAGGUGAAGGUGACGUGCGCCUUGGGCAGCAACGCCUGUCUGGGCAUCGGGGUCACCUGCCACUCGCAGAGCGUCGGCCCUGACUCGUGCUACAUCCUCACGGCCUACCAAGCCGAGGGCAACCACAUCAAGAGCUACGUGCUGGGCGUGAAGGGCGCGGACAUUCGCGACAGCGGCGACCUGGUGCAUCACUGGGUGCAGAACGUGCUGUCGGAGUUCGUGAUGUCGGAGAUCAGGACAGUGUACGUGACCGACUGCCGGGUGAGCGCGUCCGCCUUCUCCAAGGCCGGCAUGUGCCUUCGCUGCUCAGCCUGUGCCUUGAACUCGGUGGUGCAGAGCGUGCUGAGCAAGCGGACGCUGCAGGCCCGCAGCAUGCACGAGGUCAUCGAGCUGCUCAACGUGUGCGAGGACCUGGCGGGCUCCACGGGCCUGGCCAAGGAGACCUUCGGCUCGCUGGAGGAGACCUCGCCGCCGCCCUGCUGGAACUCGGUCACGGACUCGCUGCUGCUGGUGCACGAGCGCUACGAGCAGAUCUGCGAGUUCUACAGCCGCGCCAAGAAGCUGAACCUCAUCCAGAGCCUCAACAAGCACCUUCUCAGCAACCUGGCGGCCAUCCUGACGCCCGUCAAGCAGGCGGUCAUCGAGCUGAGCCACGAGAGCCAGCCCACCCUGCAGCUCGUGCUGCCCACCUACGUCAGGCUGGAGAAGCUGUUCACGGCCAAGGCCAACGACGCGGGCACCGUCAGCAAGCUGUGCCACCUCUUCCUCGAGGCGCUCAAGGAGAACUUCAAGGUGCACCCGGCGCAUAAGGUGGCCAUGAUCCUGGACCCGCAGCAGAAGCUGCGGCCCGUGCCGCCCUACCAGCACGAGGAGAUCAUCGGCAAGGUGUGCGAGCUCAUCAACGAGGUCAAGGAGUCUUGGACCGAGGAGGCCGACUUUGAGCCCACCGCCAAGAAGUCCCGCUCCGCCGCGGGCGAGCACCCCACAGUUCAGGAAGACGAUCGGCUUGGGAAGAACGAAGUGUACGAUUACCUGCAGGAGCCCCUCUUCCAGGCCACCCCCGAUCUCUUCCAGUACUGGUCGUGCGUUACCCAGAAGCACACGAAACUCGCCAAGCUGGCCUUCUGGCUGCUCGCGGUUCCGGCCGUGGGGGCCAGGAGCGGGUGUGUAAAUAUGUGUGAGCAAGCACUUCUGAUCAAAAGGAGGCGACUGCUCAGUCCAGAAGAUAUGAACAAACUCAUGUUUCUGAAAUCCAACAUGCUUUAAGACUUGGGAACGUUAAGAAGGAAGAAAAGAGAAGAGAAACAUUGGGAAAAAAAAAAUACACACACACAACACUGUCGCAAACAAAGAAAAAGGAAUUUAAGUUCUAAACACUGUGGACCUCAUUAUAAAUGCCCCCCUGGAAACUUAAGUGCUUUUUCAGUGUGUGUGUGUGUGUGUGUGUGCAUGCGAGGUGAGGAUGCGGCCGAGCGCACGGGCCGUGCGUGUGUGGCGCGGGGGGCCCAGGGCUCGCCCACGUGGCCCCCACAGCCUCGUGCACGCAUGCGCACACACACACACAGCCCUGGUGCGUGCACACGCCUGCUCGUGGUGCUUGUGCAUUACUGGGUGUGUCAGGAAAGCUGAGUGGGAAAGAGGGAAGACACUUCACCUCCUUUUCUCAGUGAGGGGGUUUAAAAGACUCCGUUUUCAGGUGUGCAGAUCGGUAGAAAGCUGAUGUGGUAAAAUGUUCAGGCAGCUGAGAUCUGAAGUGACUUGACGCUCUCUGUCCUUGACCCCCUGGCCCUUCCCUCUUCUCCCCCCCGCCCCACCCCAUCCCGGUGCCCUGAGCCCUCUUGACCCUCGUGCACUCACCCCUCCCCGGCUGCUCUGCCAUGGAUUCUCCAGACUGCAUCAGAUGGACGGUGUCUGCACUGGACUUUGUUCUCGUUCACCUUCAGGGCAUUGUGCUGUUGCUGCCGAGAUACCCUUGGGGCUCCCGGGGCAGCCGCCUUAGAAACACACCUAUCUAUCUCCCCAAAUCAGGAAAGGAGACUUUAAGAAUAUAAAGCUGACCUUUUGCUUUUUAAUAUAAGAUAGAAAAAAAAAAAAGACGUUUUUUAAAGAAGUAUAGAUACUGUCUCCACUACUUAAUAAUUGUUUUCCUAAUAUUUUAGCAGUUUUUACUUUUUUUUUUUUCUUCCCCAAAUCUGAUUUUAGACUCUGCUAGGAGGCACUGAAUGUCUAUAACUUAUGUUUUGGAGGUUUUGUUUUUCGUUCUUUGGUUUUGUUUUUUUUUUUUCAGUUGCCCUUUUGUUCUUCAAAUCACACUGUAAACUAGCUCAUCUCAGUGGGAUCUUCAGCAUCCUAAGGUUUUUAUUAGCCCUCCCCGUACAGUCCCAUGUUCAUGUAUUCGAACAGCCAAGACCGCGAACUUGGCGUUGCUGUUUGGAAACCAGGAGUGGGGCUGGAGUUGCAGGUUUCACAGAUGUGGGGUUCGGUGGAAGCCAUAGGGAAGCAUGUGGCUUAGGAGUUCUCCUGAAUGUACGCGGAAGCCCUGCCCUCCUGGUUCGCUGUGUCUGGUACCGCGAAUGUCUGACUUCUAUACCCAGAGUGCAUUACACUACUCACCACGUCACUGACACUUCCAGCUCAGCAGGGACUCCCGAGUCCAUCCGUGUUCACGUGCGUCGCACCUCAGACCCACGGCCCUGGGGGUCCCCACGUGAGCCUCGGCCCUCCUUCAAGGACAGUAGUUGAGCAUGGUGCCUUGGGGGCCAAACGGUUGAUGUCUGAGGGUGGAGUGGCAUCAGGCCACAUGUAAUUUGAGGCUGUGAAAGAUGACUUUUCUCUCCGUGAGCAAUUUAGGGUCUGCACACUUGGUCCAGAUGCCAAGAGGGUGGCCCCUUUGCCCUCCCAAGAGGUUCUGUCAGGGUCAGCACUCCACCCCCACCCCCAUGAGGAAUGUCCUGGCGGUCUCAUGCCCCCCCGGUGGCCGUGGCUGUGGGAUAGAUGGUUGCACCCAGGGCUUCAGGCUAAGAAUGGCCGCCAUCAUGGAGGGCUCUUUGCCAAGGCACGUUUCACCAUCGUGAGGGUUGACGAAGUCCACUCCAUCCCUUCCUGGUAAUAAAGCAUUACUUAGCAGUGAGAUACCUCGAGUCCAAAAAGCACUGUACAACAGCCCCCGUCCCCGGGUCCGUAGCAGAUCGGGAAGUCAGGUUGGUUCAAAAACUCGAGAAGGCUUAGGAUCAUAGACCGAACGGUGUCCCUGGGGGCCAAGCCUGCUCGCGUCGCCUCGUGAGAACUAACCCAGCUUUUCCCUCCGAGUCCUGGACGUACUGAAACGCAUCCAGAUGGGCCGUUCGCACCUUCGCUCCAGCACGUGGUGGUCUCAGGAACCAGUGUGCCGUCGCCUCUCCUGGAGAAGUUCUAGGUAUUUCCCCCACGUUUCUAGUCGGGGUCACGCCACCAGAAGAGCCUCCAUCUGCACUGGACGGUCACCUCAUGUCACUUUCUAGAGAAUGUGGGAGCAUCCACGAACUUUCUGAUCCAAUCUUUGUGGACAUUCCAGAAGGUGGCUGCAGGGCAGCUAAGUGACAGAUACCCGUGGCCAAAGGCCUCCAGCUGUGCUUUGCUGCUGGGGAAGGGCCCGCGACUCGGCACUUUCCACCACACGGGGAGGAUCAGAGCUGCCCACUGUGUGUGGUUGGUGGGAGCGGCGCCUCGGAGCCCGUCGUCCCUCUGCUGAGAGCAGAGCUGUUCUGGCAUUGCCCCGGUUGUGGGCCAGACAUUUCACUUUCUUGUAAAGCCAUCAGAGACCAAGCUCGGAUACGCGUUCAGAGCGCUCCUCAUCUCUUCGGAACGCGGGGCUGGCUGCCCUCCAGAAUGAAAGUCCGCGUAAGUCUAGUUAACUGCACUCGAGGUGUCGAGUCGUAUGUGUCACCCCCAUUCUGUUCUUCCUUCCCACCUCCAUUCGACCCCUCGGACUCGACUUGCCCUGCAGGUGUAAGGUCGCCACCGCCAGGUGCUCUGAAAGCUGUCUCCGGGGUCUGCCUCAUCCAGAUAUGGCACCAAGGCGGCAGGUAGUCACUUUGUCUCUUGCAGCCACUGGUUCCCCCCGAAACUGGGGUCACUGAUAGGAAAGGCUGUAUCAAGGUGCCCCUUCAGUCCACUUCCUCACACAGGCGGUUCCCGUGGUGCAAAUCCGGCGGCAGUGACCAGCUUAGGAAAACCCAAAGAUCCCACAGGUCCAGCCACUGGCCCCUCAUUUCCAGCAAUAUCCACCUUAUCCAAAUUCUAGUUUAGCCAAAGGAUUGAGGUAGACUCUCCCAGUUCAUCUCCUGACACCUCCCCUGGCACUGACCUUGAGAAGGAUUUGUCUUCUGCUCCCCUGUUCUGUGACCACGAUGGGACUUUCCACCACAGGCCCUUGGUUGCCGGCAGGCCGGGAAAUAGGGCCGUUUCUGUCCUGUUCUCGGCAGCUCAGUGUGGUCUUCUGCUGACUUGGACAUACCUUGGCUCGAGCCAUGUGAUUCCCAGGACAGAAGUGGUCUUGUUUGGACGUAACGUGGACCCCAGAGGGGAGAUGGAGAGAGCCCACCUCCAUCCUGCAGGGUAUUCUCCCCUCAUCUGACAUCCGUUGGCUUCACCACCAAAGCUCAGGGCAAGGACUGCAGUCUCAUGGGAGCUCGAUCUGAGUAGCCUGGGCAUGGAUGUGCUUGUCCCAACACCAGUCUCCCUGUUUGGGCCUGGGCCCACCAGCCAGCCUUAGAGAGUGGUUAGAAACCAGGAAAUGAAACGGAAGGGCCACCUGAGCAAAGCUGCUGCUGGGUCCCCGAGUGGGGACCUUUGUCACCAUCCCACCUGACAGCCUCGGGCUUGGCGUCUUGGGAAAAGGGUACAGAGGUUUCCUGGUGAGGAGAGAACGGUCCGAGCAAGGACUUUUUUUUUUACACCUGGUCUGUAAGCUGGCAAGUGUUCUCCCCUUGAGUUUCCUCCUUUAUCUCUUGCACUUUGAAGAAACACCACGGAAAAACUCUGCAAGGCGUGUCUUCCACCGUGAAGCCGAACCUUUGCCUCCGGGAGUCCCCGGUGCUUGCCCGAGGCCACCUGCUCCUGCCCGGACUCAAACUAGACUCCUCGGCGGGGGGCACCUGGAGAGACGUCAGGGACACAGCACGCACUCUCGCGGGCCACACGUUCCCGAGAAAGGCUUGAAGUGAAGCUGGGCUGUGGAUGGAGGAGGAAGGGCCUGUGAGCAACGCCUGGAAGGGGCCGGUACCUGGAUGUUGCCAUCAUGAUGCAUGCGCUCGCAGAGACGGGAAGAGGAGGCGCCCAGGGCGUGGCGGGCGGCCGCCCCCUGCCCCGUUGAGCUGGGGUGAGUUCACAGCUUUGCCCUUGGCCUUGAGAACGGUGGCAGCACCGGUUUCCCUGGGGUGUACCUGACGGGGAGCACCUAGAAAGCCUGCUGGUUUGGAUAGAACAGCGAGGCUGAGUGCGGCUCGGCCAGUCCCCCGGAGAUGGUAGGCGGGAGCCCCUGUCUCGGCCCCGCCAGCGCCCCCCAGCGCCCGCAUCCAGCCGGGCCCGCCCCUCUCUUCACUGUGGCUCAUGUUUGCUAGGCCAGUUAUGGUGAACCAAUGAUACAGUGUUGUUUUCCUCUUACGUUUCCCUCCCGGGUUCCCCUCUUCAGGGUUUUCUGGAGGCUUCUGUCGUCGUUGUCCUGUUUGUCUUCCUCUCUCGUUUGGGUUUGAGGAUCAUGGUCAGUAGAGGCCCGUCUGUUGCUGGGGGGGCCCCGUGGUUUCUGCGUGAGGAGGCGCCUGCUGCCGCUUUGAUGAGGGCGAAGACCCUCACUGAGGUCACUGUUUGCUCUAUUCAUGUCCCCGCCGCCGCCACGCGGGUCGCUUUCAAGAUCCAGCUCCUGUACAGAGAAGGAUUUGCUAGGUCUGCAGCUGGGCGUCAGCAUCGGGACCCUUGAGGGUCCUACCCCCCCGCGCGUCCCCACCGGGCACCUUGACUCUUCGAACCAAAGUUCCUUAAAGGGGCACAGCCCAGCCUUGUCCGCAACCUCAGGGGCCUGGGAUCCCUGUGGCGCGCUUCCUGCAGUCCGGGUUGGCAGAGACCGUGGGCUCUGAGACCCGCCGGACGGAAGCCUCCUCCCACAACCCAGGUGCCAGCCGGUCCCCUCCUGGGGCCCUGCCUCCCACCCGGCCAGGGCGGCCGGGCUCCCGGGCGGCGCGCCAGCUCAUGGACUGGCGUGGGGCUGGGACUCGCCAGCCAGGAGAGAGAGGACCCGCCGGGCGGCGCGGCCGGGGCCGUUCAGACCCCAAGCAUCAGGAAAUCAUUUUGUAUGACCACCCCGAAGCAGAGAUAUUUUUUAAAAAGCGUAAAUUAUUUUCAGUUGUUUUCUGAUCCUUUUUCUUUUCCCCGCAAACUUCACAUCCGUGAUUCUUUCACAUCAGGUAAAUCUUGAGAAAGCCUUGGUGCCCCCCUCCCCUGCGUCCCUGCUCAGUAACCACGUGCGUGCACCCCCCCCACCCCCAUCCUUUCUCAGUAGUUCUAGGCAAUACCAUAGGCACAUCUGACUGUGUCUCUCUCUCUCCGAGUGCAAGAAACUCAAGUCAUCUUAAAAAAAAAUACAAAAAAAAAAUUUACAAAAAAACAAACACAAAAAAAAUAUCUUUUUUAGGCCAGAGUUUUCUACAGGUAUUAAUGAAUAUUUUUCUUAAUCCUUAUAAGUUUUAUGUGUUUAAUAUUUCUUAAUACCGGUAGCAUUAAUUUAUACUUUUGUAGCAACACAAUAUUUUUAUAAACAGCCAGUGCUUGGCUCCAGUCUCCACGAGGGGUUUAUCCAGGGGCCAUCUUGGGGCCCUGUGUACCAUGUACUGUAUUUAAAAAAAAGUUACCUAGUGUCACCCUUGCUGUGUUAAUUAACAAAAGACGUUGUUUGCGGUCUCCUGUGUCGUUGGUGUGGAGCCAACAGCUCUCCGAGGAGUCACGUUGCAUGGGGGUUGAGUUGACGGUUCUUGUGAUCUGUAAACCCCCGAGACCAAACUUGAGGGUUUAUUUAGGGUUUUCUGUUUGUCCUUUGGGUUUUUCGUUUCACUUUGUUUUGGUACCGUAUCUCCAUUUACAGCCAAAUCAGUUUCGUGAUGUUUAAAAACUUUUUCUGAUGUCAAAUGGAGGAAAGGAACAGGAAAAAAAAGAUUUUUACAGAGUAAUAAAAUUUAAAACUGAGCUGUUUAAAUGUUGCUGUUUUUACCUGUCUGUUCUUGUCCAAAAGUGGGACAUUCCCAGGAAGAAGAGGAAGGUUCCACUUGGUUCCUUAAAUCGCCAAAAGCCCUAGCCCAGAGUUCACCCCCCACCCCCCGAAUUCUUGCAACAUUAUUUCCCAGUUGGUUGAUGCCAAGGCAAAAAGACAUCCUUUUAAUGGUUAGAGAGUAUCAGUUACUUAAAUGAUUUCAUGUCAGUGUUGUAUUUAUGGUUUUACAAUAAAACAACGUUUAGGAAGA
This is a messenger RNA of Ailuropoda melanoleuca (giant panda), 11276 nucleotides long. RefSeq names its product zinc finger protein 618 (gene ZNF618). The transcript is spliced from 17 exons. Bases 2107 to 5052 code for a protein of 981 amino acids. The record is from RefSeq and is a predicted model, not a curated record. NCBI's taxonomy places the organism in Eukaryota, Metazoa, Chordata, Mammalia, Carnivora, Ursidae.